AUGGCUGGUGACUCGGGCCAACGAGAGGCAAGUCGCCGUGCUCAAGCCUACACGCGGAAGCAUCCUCGGGACAAGAAGGACCAGUCCCACCAUAAGCAGGACCACCGCCAGCUUUCGCACUCCGACCAGCCCGAGCAGCAUCAUGACAGGCCAAAAUCUCAUGGGCACCAAGAUGCAGCCAAACCACAAGGCAAAAGCGACGAGUCUCAGGAGCAUAAGGUUGAGACUAAUCAAGCACCUCAGCCAGCAGCCGCGGUUCAAGCAGCUUCACCACGUUCUGCACUUGCUGUGCUGCCACCUCCCGUGGCCAACAACGCUAUACCGCAGGUAGCUUCACCCGUUACCGGCCCCACAGUAUCGAAAGCACAAGCGUCGGCAGGAAAGAAGCCGAGUGUGUCAGCAAUGGCAGGAAUCGCAUUGGGCAUAGUCGUGCUUCUCUUGAUGCUGGGCAGCGUGCUGGCGUACAAGUUUGGUCAUCGGAAAAAGAAGGGCGCCCAAUUAAGGUCGAGUGCUGGAGUAAUAUCAGACCCUUCGGAAUCAUACAGCCCUGCGCAGGGCUACGGUACCGGUCAGAUAGUCGAGAAGGUGAGCGGCUUGAGCUACGGAACGGGCUUGCAGACCGAAAAUUCAGUCCGGGCAACUCAAGAACGGAGCGCAGAGGCGGGAAUGGAACCCCAGCAUCUCAGCUUGUCAAUGUCACCCCCUCGCGAGCGGGAUCUGAUAGCAGCUCAAGGUGACCACGGCCAAAGGUCCUCAUUGAAACCAGAGGGCUUGCAGCAGAGCGAACAGUCCGAACCUGGCUGUCAGCCCCAGCUUCAGCAUCAGUCGUCAGGCGCUGGACCGCUGAAUGGCGGACACAGAUCAAGCUUCAAGGACGGAGAAAGGACGUGCGAAGGCGACGAUGAUCAGAUCGAGCGUUGUCUCAGCUACUACAUGAAGCGUCAUACAAGAGCUUCUGCGAAAGCGGCUCCCGUCCCCGAUGCCUCGGUAUCCUUGCAUGAGAUUUCCGAACAGAACGCAUUCCCUCAAUCGGUGCGCAACAGCUUGUCCCGAAGAAGCUUCAAGUUCCCGAAGACGGCGAACCUUUUCGAGAAGAUCCGCCGCUCCCAGCUUCGGCUCAAUGAUGAAGCCCUGUCCAAAGCCAGGGGCGAAGAUUUGCGAAUCUCAGCUGCUCUCGCUCACACCUCGGAUUCGCAAAGUACAUCUCCAUCGCGGUACGAUCAAUCCUGUUCGACAAUACCUGCCCACUGGCGCUCGAGUACGAAGCUUCGUCAAGAUGAAGAGCUCGACAACGAGAUCACUCUAGGCUCAUCUCCUCAUUCAGCAUUCGAGUACGCAGAUUACUACGACAGCUACCUUCCUGGUCCGCACACUUCGAUCCGGCUGCAACGCCCCCACGAAGAUAUUGAAGAGGACGGCUUCGCAUUGCCUUGGCAGAACAACUCCCCGUGUCGAUCGUCUGCAUUGUCGCCCAGAAGGUCUACAACGACGGUCAGUGUGCGACAGCGGAGUACAAGUUUCAACCAAGGCUCUCCGUGCUGGCCACCCAGUGAAAUCAGCGCCGGAAAUGACAGUAAUGACAGGCGUGGACACCUGAGCCAUGUCUCCGCCAAUAGCUAUCGUGAAUCUGCGGAGGCCGGAGAAGUGAUCAGAUUCUAG
Ustilago hordei is the source of this 1659-nucleotide messenger RNA. RefSeq lists its product as uncharacterized. The coding region runs from base 1 to 1659 and encodes 552 amino acids. The transcript has a single exon. Lineage: Eukaryota; Fungi; Basidiomycota; Ustilaginomycetes; Ustilaginales; Ustilaginaceae. The record is from RefSeq and is a predicted model, not a curated record.